AUGAGGGAGCGUGCAGCGGCGGUGCCAAGGCGCUACACAAAAAGCCUAUUGACGGGGGCCCCGGCGGCGCUCGGCGCAGCCCGCGGCAUCACAUGGCCCCCGAAGCGGCUAUUUAAAGCGGGCCGCGCGGCCCUUUCAGCACCACUGGCGCUGCUCAAGGCUUCCUUCCCGCCCUUCGGCUCCCAGUACUGCCCUUCGCCCCUGGCCGCCAGGCAGCCCCCCGGAGGCUCGGCUGCAGCCGCCAAUCACACGCCUGCCCUCUACCAGAGCGCCUACUCCCUGCCUGACCCCCGACACUUCCACUGCAUCUCCGUCGACAGCACGUCCGGCCAGUUGCCCAGCAGCAAGCGGAUGCGCACGGCCUUCACCAGUACCCAACUUUUGGAACUGGAGCGGGAGUUCGCCUCCAACAUGUAUCUGUCCCGGCUGAGGCGCAUCGAGAUCGCCACCUAUCUGAACCUCUCCGAGAAGCAGGUGAAGAUCUGGUUCCAGAACCGCCGCGUCAAACACAAGAAGGAAGGCAAGAGCGGCGGUGGGCUUGGCGGCUCCCACCGCGCCGGCGGCCCGAUCGCGACGCAUAGCUGCAAGUGUGCCUCCCUCUCCGCCGCCGCCGCCGCCGCCGCUGCUGCUGCCUCGAAGUGCUCCGAAGACGACGAAGACUCGCCCACCUCCCCUUCGUCCUCCAGCAAAGAUGAGAGAGACCUUGCCGUCACCCCCUAAGCAAAGGACCCGUCCCUACCGACGGCGCGCCUUGGCUCCAUGCGCCAAAAGGACGCACCAAGAUUCUCUCCAUGCUGGUAUAGCGGUGUAAACCAGAAGAGACUUUUGGACUGGACCCCUGAAACCCAGGGGGCUUGGCAGACUCUGUACAUAGGAUUUCCCCACCCCCGGAGCUGUCGGGAAAGGAGGAGUAUAAUAUUCCCCAUCAGAAUCAGCUCUCUUUCCCCCUCUCUGUUACAGAGCAGGUUGAAAUUGUGUACCUAGAAAAUGGAGAUAGCCAAUAGCGCCCUUUCUCUUUCCCUCUGGCUUUCUCUUUCAAAGAAGGGGUGGGAGAAAGGAGGGAAACUUGGCUCAUCUCUGUUUGUGUCUGGGGAUCCUUCCUCUUUACUUUCUCGGACCCUGCGCUGCUCCUUCUCUUUCUCCCGCUUUCCGGCUUAGAGCCUGUCCUGUACAGGGUCAUCUCAUCAGUUUUAGAGGUAGGGGAUUAAGGAGGAGACUCGUGGGUUGACAGUGGCUGGUUUAUCUUCGCGUCCCCCUGUCCAAACACCCUCUCUUUUUAAAAAAAGUGUCGUUUUGUUGACGUUUCUUCAGAUCCUAUAGCGGUGUGU
Molecule: messenger RNA, 1328 nt
Organism: Pogona vitticeps (central bearded dragon)
Lineage: Eukaryota; Metazoa; Chordata; Lepidosauria; Squamata; Agamidae
Gene: GSX1
Product: GS homeobox 1
Biological process (GO): regulation of DNA-templated transcription
Cellular component (GO): nucleus
Molecular function (GO): DNA-binding transcription factor activity, RNA polymerase II-specific; sequence-specific double-stranded DNA binding
Source: RefSeq, a predicted model, not a curated record